UCGCCCAAAACCAGUACCACUAUAUAUCAAUAUCAAAACCCUAGCUGCACGGGCAGCAAUCCUUUCUCUCUCUCCAGGUAGGGUUUGUGUUAGCAGUAUUUAACAAUGGCUCCUGCUAAAGUGGACAGUACAAAGAAGGCUGAUCCUAAGGCUCAGGCCUUGAAGACUGCCAAGGCUGUGAGAGCAGGCUCUUCAACAAUCAAGAAGAAAUCAAAGAAGAUAAUCACAAAGGUUACAUUCCACAGGCCCAAGACAUUGAAGAAGGACAGAAACCCCAAGUAUCCACGCAUCAGUGCUCCUCCAAGGAACAAAUUGGACCACUACCAAAUCCUCAAAUAUCCUUUGACCACUGAGUCUGCUAUGAAAAAGAUUGAGGAUAAUAACACCUUGGUUUUCAUUGUUGACAUCCGUGCUGACAAGAAGAAGAUCAAAGAUGCGGUAAAGAAGAUGUAUGACAUUCAGACCAAGAAAGUGAAUACUUUGAUCAGGCCUGAUGGAACCAAGAAAGCAUAUGUUCGGUUGACUCCAGAUUAUGAUGCUUUGGACGUGGCUAACAAGAUUGGGAUCAUCUAAGCUUUAUUGAUUUAUUAUUUUAGUUUGUAAGAAGAAAAAUACUUGGUAAUCAAGCAUUGUUAGUUGUGAUCAUUAGCACUGUUUUACUUUUAUUCUGGUGAUAUUGGAUAUUGUCUAGAGCUCAAUCUCCAAUUCCUACUUUUGGAACUUCCUCUUGGCAUUUUCUUGCCUGAAUGUUUUGGUUUACCAGUAUUCCUUUUUAGCCUAAACCUUGUGCAUUCGUAUUGUUGCAAUUUAACAUAUGGUUUAACCUUUUGUUUA
Messenger RNA from Olea europaea var. sylvestris, 834 nucleotides. RefSeq names its product 60S ribosomal protein L23a-like. Gene Ontology annotation, molecular function: rRNA binding; structural constituent of ribosome. The record is from RefSeq and is a predicted model, not a curated record. Gene Ontology annotation, cellular component: cytosolic large ribosomal subunit; ribosome. NCBI's taxonomy places the organism in Eukaryota, Viridiplantae, Streptophyta, Magnoliopsida, Lamiales, Oleaceae. The transcript is spliced from 4 exons. The coding region runs from base 106 to 573 and encodes 155 amino acids. Gene Ontology annotation, biological process: translation; ribosomal large subunit assembly.